AUGACGUCUUUGGCCACCGGGCGCACCCUUCGGCUGCUGUUCGCAUUCAUUGGCAUAGCCAUCGGAGUCGAAUUUCUCGUUCUCUUCGACUGGGCUUACAUCGAAUCUCUACCGAGCGAUAUCCUAGGGAAACAAGCCUUCCAUCCUAAGCCAUUCGUCAUACUGAAGACCGGAUCAGCAGACGACAAAUCACGAACGGAUGCUCAACUCUCAACAGUCAUUAAGUGCAUCUCCAAUGUCUUAAUCGUGUCAGAUGGCAAUCAUACCUACGGUCGCGACCAUCGAACUAUCGACGUUCUCGCAGACCUGCCACCGAACACGUACCUGACACCAGAGGACUACGUUGUUUACGAGACACAAAAGAACGCAAGUCGCCAGGGCACGAAGCUACAGCAGGGUCAUGAAGGGUGGAGAAUUGACAAGUACAAGUUCUUACCGGAAGUGGAAAAGGCGAUUGAUCACAACAAGGCGGCUGAGUGGUACGUCUUCCUUGAGAGCGACACAUACAUCUUCUGGGACAAUGUCUUCCGUCUUUUGGAGGACUACAUUACCUCGCUGCCUUGA
This is a messenger RNA of Alternaria novae-zelandiae, 564 nucleotides long. RefSeq lists its product as uncharacterized. The record is from RefSeq and is a predicted model, not a curated record. The transcript has 3 exons. Lineage: Eukaryota; Fungi; Ascomycota; Dothideomycetes; Pleosporales; Pleosporaceae. Bases 1 to 564 code for a protein of 187 amino acids.